Anopheles aquasalis is the source of this 2267-nucleotide messenger RNA. It is a transcript of the gene CD98hc, whose product is annotated as CD98 heavy chain. The record is from RefSeq and is a predicted model, not a curated record. Gene Ontology annotation, cellular component: apical plasma membrane; basolateral plasma membrane. Lineage: Eukaryota; Metazoa; Arthropoda; Insecta; Diptera; Culicidae. Gene Ontology annotation, molecular function: aromatic amino acid transmembrane transporter activity; L-alanine transmembrane transporter activity; L-leucine transmembrane transporter activity. Gene Ontology annotation, biological process: carbohydrate metabolic process; phenylalanine transport; L-leucine import across plasma membrane.
UCACCAUCCCUAGGCAUGGACGAGACGAGCAGAAAUAGUGCGAAGCUCGACAUCGAAGGGGUUAGGCAGCAGUCAGUGAACGACGCGCUACGGGCGGACAGUCGAGCGAAGGAAAGCUACAAGCAAAUUGGUGAGGCGGACAUUAAUCGCAACAGCACAAACGGCUUCGGUGAUAAGUGUACUAGCAGCGGAGCGACCGAUAACAGCUUCCAGAUGCCACGCGAGAACGGCACGGGCGCCCGGGAGGGUGAGGACGAGCGGAUGUUGAAUGGUGGCGAAGGUGGCGGUGCCACCGUCGUCGUCCCGAGCAACGAGGACGCAUCCGAGAAGGAGAAGCUUGCCCAGAAGGAGGUGGAGGUGAAGUUUAUCUCCUCGUCCAACGGGGAUGCCCGUAUCGAUCUGGAGGUGGAGAGUCAGCAAACGUUCUCCGGCAUGACCAAGGAGGAGCUGAUGAAGUACGCCAACGACCCGUUCUGGGUGCGUCUCCGCUGGCUGCUGUUCGUGCUGUUCUGGGGUCUCUGGGUCGCGAUGCUGCUCGGUUCGUUCUACAUCAUCUACGAUGCGCCCAAGUGUUCCGCACCGGUUCCGCUUUCCUGGUGGCAGCAAGGACCGCUGAUCGAGAUCGACGAGACGCAGUACGAGUCGCAGCUCGAGACGGUUGCGCAGUACGGUGCGAAAGGGGUGGUGUACCGUUUGCCGGCCAACGAAACGUACUUCAUCGAGUCGGAGUCGGUAAGGGAGAAGCUAGAGAAGCUGAUCACCACCUUCCGGUCCAAGCAGAUUGAAGUGGUGAUUGACAUCACGCCCAACUUUGUAACGGCAGACGAUCCACUGUACAAGCUGGCCCUGGAGAAGGGACCGAACGAUCCGGCCUCAGCGAGAGCGUUCAUCUGGAACGACCGUGCGACGCUGCCGAACUGGCUGUCGGUAGCGGAAACCGGUAGCGCCUUCAAACCCGUCACCGCCACCCACGCCAUCCUGUCCCAGUUCGGGCCGGGUCGGUUCGAUCUGCAGCUCAACGAAACGAUCGCCAAGGAGAAGCUGAAGGGCGUGCUGAGGACGCUGAUCGGGUACGGGUUCCGCGGGGUGCGCCUAGCGAACGCCAAGCACUUCAUCGUCAGCAACAGCGGCAACGAGGAAGCGAUGCCGAGCCCCGAGGCGAACAAAGCCCUCUCGAUGGCGGACUACGGUUUUUGGACGCACAUGAAAACGACGUAUGUGGCCGGGUUGGGUGAGCUGCUGCACGAGCUCGCCGGUGUCGUGCACGGGGAGCUGCACGAGAACGGGUUCCUGUCGGUCACGGAGGACAUCCUGCGCCCGGAAGUGUUCGCGUUCAACGGUACCCUGCCGAUCGAUAUCCCGCUGUACGGUAACAUCGAGUACGAUCUGCGGGAAGCGAACAACGCGAACGCCACGAGAAAGCUCCGGCACGACAUCGAGAACACGUACGAGGCGAUCCGCGCGUACCGGACGUGCUGCGGUGGCCAACCGUGGCUGCAGCUGCGCUACAACAAUGCCUCGCUGCAGUACCUCGGUGCGUCGGAGUACACCAUCUUUAACUUCCUUCUGCCCGGUGUGCCACUGUUCGGUCUCGAUGUGCUGACGGCCAAUGGCGUUACGAGGGAGACGAUCGAAACGCUGGAAAAGUUCCGCGCCUCACCUUCGUUCCAGCACGGCCAGUUCGCUGUGUACAACGAUGCGUCCGCUAGUACGAUUGCGUACAUACGGCUAAAGUCCGGCAACCCCGGAUACUUUGUGGCGCUAAAUCUCGAUCCGAGCGAGGAAAAGGUUGCCGAUUUCAGCGGCAUUCCCGGUAUCGGCACUGAGCUGACGGUCGUGCUGACCAGCAACAACUACGCCGUCCCAGACGUAGCCAUCAAGACAAAGGUGCAGGUGAAAGCGGUGCGCCUGUCGCCCAAGUCGGCCCUCAUCGCCACGUAUGUGCCGGCCAAGUAGGCACGCCGUGGUCGACGGUACAGGCGAAGCACAAAUGAAAUAGAAAAUAUAUUGAACAUCGCUCAUAAAUAAUAAUGCUUAAUGCAGAGCAAAAGCAAAAAAAAAAAAAAUAAUAUGCUCCGAUGCACGCACCAUCGUUCGGCAAAUCUGUUCUGCUCGCUUUUUCUUACUAUGCGCUAUUCUCGUGAUCGAGUAACGGGUUUCCAUUGUGGCCAACACGCAUUUGCCGUUACUGCAGGACACUGCCUAUUGGGUGCGUGGCUAGCGCGCAAGUGGUGUCGAGAUCGAAAUAAUAUCGUUUAUUGCAAGCA